AUGUCGGCAAUGCGUCAUUUGCUGGACCUCUGCAAACGCAGAGGCUUCCUCUUCCAGUCCGCCGAGAUUCAUGGCGGCCUACGUGGCGCGUACGACUAUGGUCCCCUGGGUGUCGAACUGAAACGCAACGUCUCCCAGGAGUGGUGGAACUCGAUGGUCUACCAACGGUCAGAUGUCGUCGGCAUCGAUACCGCCAUCAUCACCCCACCUGCCGUCCUCAAGACCUCGGGCCACGUCGACCAGUUCACAGACGAGAUGGUCGAUUCGCGGCUAUCCAAGGAACGGUUUCGACCUGAUAAGGCCCCUGCCCUGAAGCUGGUGGAUCAGGAUAAGGUGCUUCCGAUCUCGGCGCCGGAUAAGGUUACGGCCAAGGUGUGGGAACAGGAUAUCCGGACACAGUUUGCUAAGGGGGCGUUGAUCACUCGUAAGGGCAAGGAGAUCUUGCUCCAGGUCGAGAGGAUGGAGAAGGACAAGAUUGUCCUCAAGAAGGACACCGCCGCAGGGACAACAACAUCAGGAGAACCCACGGACCUUCACAUCCCCUAUCACGGCUACGUCGACCCCAACUCCAAUUCCCCCUUCCUCACAGAGUCACGUCCCUUCAACCUGAUGUUUAAGACCUACCUCGAUCCCAUCGACCCCAUCGACAAGGUCAUCACCACCACCCUCGAUGCUCAAAAGUCCCCCUCGACCUCCGAUCUGGCCAGCACUCGCCAAUUGGUCGACAAGACCCUCCUCCCUUCGCUCACCUACCUCCGACCCGAAACUGCUCAAGGUGUCUUUAUCAACUACGCAACCGUCCAACGAUCCCACCCGCACCUCAAGAUCCCCUUCGGAAUUGCCCAAAUCGGAAAGUCGUUCAGGAACGAGAUCCGACUGGAACAUGCCAUCUUCCGCACGCCCGAAUUCGAACAGAUGGAGCUCGAGUUCUUUGUCGCGCCCUGGCAGGCCGAGGAACAGUUUGUGGCCUGGAGGAAGUUUAGGAUGGACUGGUGGAGGUAUUAUGGACGGAACCAUGAUCGGAUCCGGGAGAGACCUCAUGCACAGGACGAGUUAGCACAUUAUUCGAGCGGUUGUGUUGAUGUUGAGUACUUGUUCCCCUGGGGUUGGGGUGAGGUUGAGGGAAUUGCAAACAGAGGUGAUUUCGAUUUGAGCAAACAUUCAGAGGCGACGGGGAUCAAAUUGCAAUACACGGACGCGAUCUUGAUGCAGGAGAGGCAGGUGAGGGAGAAGGCUACGGGUGUCAAGGAGACGAGUGUCGAGGUCUUGGCCAAGGAGAGAUUUACACCCCAUGUGGUCGAGUCGUCGUGUGGAUUGAACCGGGCCAUGUUGGCGUUGAUGCUGGAUGCGAUGGAGGUUGUUGACGAGCAGGGCAAGGUUAUCCCCUUCCCCGGCGAGAGCGACAACAAUUCAAGUAACGACAACGCGAUUGUGAGCAAGGGAGUCCGGACGAUCAUGAGGCUGCACCCUCGUUUGGCGCCUGUGAAGGUGGGUAUUAUGCCCCUGAUCUCGAACAACAAGGACUUGGUCGAGCUGUGCACAGGAAUCAGCCAGUCGCUGCGUCAGGAGCUGCAGGUCAAUGUGUCGUUGGAGACGCAGAGCACUACGAUCGGGAAGCGGUAUUACAGAAUGGACGAAAUUGGUACGCCUUGGUGUGUGACGGUGGACUAUGAGUCGUUGCAGGAUCGGAUGGUGACUAUCCGUGAACGCGAUACAGGCGAGCAGAGGCGUGUCUCUACUGAGGAGGUUGUUGAGAUUGUGAGGGACGGGUUGAGAUUACAUCCUCGUGGUUCUAAGCAGAAGACGAUAUAUUAA
Molecule: messenger RNA, 1815 nt
Organism: Linnemannia hyalina
Lineage: Eukaryota; Fungi; Mortierellomycota; Mortierellomycetes; Mortierellales; Mortierellaceae
Source: the annotation of a GenBank genome assembly